AUUAGAAAAUGUGUAGUAGGAGAUGUGUUAUCUCUGGUUUAAAUUAAAAUGAAACUUUUGAGAUUUUGAGUUCCUUAACUCAAUAUUAAAUACUYAUUAUUCAUCUGCUAACUGCUUAUCUAAUAUUAAAAAAGUUGGACUAUUUUGAAACCUAUGUAGUUAUAAAUUCGUUGGACGUUGGAGACGUGUAUCUAAUGUUCUGAUGUCUUGCUAAACGUUCAUAUUUUAUAAUUUAUUUACCUAUACAGGAAUAUUUAUAUGUUUAUUUGUCAAUUCAUAACAGCUUUGAUGGAAUGGGGUCACGGAUAAGGAAUGAUGUUGUUCGUUUAUUUGAGUGUUUCUGUGAAGUAGCUGGCCCUAGUAAAGAAAACACAGUCCCGUGGAUUCUCCAAAAGUUUCCAGAGCACUAUAGAAAAGAUGAACUGCUCGGCACUGUCCCUAAUUUUGCAUAUCCUUGUGAUUUUGACAGAACCACGAUUCAACACUACUCAUUUGUACUGACUAAUGCGGAAUCGAAGUGGAUUUUUGGAUUUUGUAGACAUGACCCUAAAUCUGAGACUGCUUUAGUUGUUCUCAGUUAUCUUCCUUGGCAUGAAUCAUUUUAUAAAUUAUUAAAUUGUAUAUCUAAUCUAACAAACAAUAACAAUUCUAAAGAUCUAUGGUCAUUUUUGGAAUCUGURUAUAAUAGUAAGCUACCAAUCAAAGGACUUGACUUAAAAAUUAAUAGUGAUAGCGGCGAAGAGUUAUUUGUGUGUCAGUCGCCAAUUCAAUUCCAGUUACCAAGCAUUCCAGAAAAUAGAAAUUUGACAGAAUAUUACAGUGCAGUUGAUUGUCAAAAUAUGAUUAUUAUAUUUGCAUCAAUGUUAUUUGAACGUCGUAUUAUUUUUACUUCCAAAAAACUAUACAGAUUGAGUGCCUGUGUUCAAUCUGCUAAUGCAGUUCUAUAUCCAAUGAAUUGGCAACACAUAUUUAUACCAGUAUUACCUCAAUCACUUAUUGAUUACUUAUUAGCACCAAUGCCAUACUUAAUCGGCUUACCUCACUCAUUAUUCCAAAGUUUGCAACGUAAUGACUUAGGAGAUGUCGUUAUUCUAGAUGCAGAUAAUAAUACUAUAGAAACUCCAUUUGAUGAUAUGGAAAAUCUUCCUGCAGAUGUUGUAUCAACUUUAAGACGACAGUUACGAAAUAAAGGUACACUCUUAGGUGAUGGUGUAUCUAGAGCAUUUUUACGUGCUUUAGUUAAGUUAAUUGGCGGGUAUAGGGAUGCAUUAAAAUUUCAUCAAGGAGAACGUAUCACAUUUAAUAAAGAAGCAUUUAUCGAAUCUAGAUCAGCAAAUAUGCAACCAUUUUUAAAAAAAAUGUUGGAAUUGCAGAUUUUUCAACAGUUUAUAGAAGAAAGAUUAGAAAUGUUAAAUGCAGGACUUGGAUUUUCUGAUGAAUUUGAAAUGGAAGUUUGUAACUACCAUGAUAAAUCUAGUAAUAGAUUAAAGCAUCAGUAUAAAGAUUGGACAUUCACUAUGAAACGUGAAGGAACUGCAUUAUUUAAAAGUGUGAAGAAUGCAGUUAAAGAACGAGGAAAAGAUUUUCGGUUGGUUUACAAAGACAUUAGAUCAAAAUUCAAUGUUCCAAAUAAAAAUCCUCGAACCAAAAUCAGUACCCAUCCAAAUUCUGCUCCAAACUCUCCUUCAAUGCCGAAGAGACAAUCUUGGUCACAUACAACAGCAUCUGCUAGCUAUCGUAAAGAAACUGCCAACGGAUUACAAAAAUUAACUACAUCUCAAAAUUUUAAAGAUGCCUCGAUUUCACCGCUACCACAAAUUAAUUUGAACUUAAUGGAAGAUCUACAAGAUGUUAUAUUCAGAACUUGUGAUAAUGAUGAUCCACAAAAUUAUACAUCAUCCUGGGAUGAUUCAGUCAAAUCAAAUUUUAUCAUAAAUGAUGAUUUAAUAAACUCGUCAUUUGGAUCUGUGCCAAGUGAGUGUCCUAUGGAAACUAAAGAUCUGAUUCGGUUGGAUUCAACAUCUAGUAUAGAAGAUUUUGAUCCUUUAAAUAGUCCAACUAAUAGUAAUGGUUUGAUUCCAGGAGUAGGUCUUAGUAAUCCACUGUAUCAGUAUUUUGUUCCAUUAAAUAAAACUCAAUUAGAAACCAAAAACAAUAAUGACCUCCUUAAUGAGUAUGGAUUAAACUUUGAUUUGUUAAGUUGUACUGAUCAACCCGGUCCAUCCAUGUCACCGAGUCAACCCACUGUACCUCCAUUACCACCAAAACCACCCAAUUUUAAAUCAAAUUGGACCAAAUUUGAAUAAAAUUACAAAUCUAGAAUUUAUAAUUUUAAAAUACUUGUGAUAAAAAYAUUUUAUUUUGCAAUCACACUACUUUUAAGCUAGUGGUUACCACUUAUAUUAAAUAUUUUACAACAUUGUCCAUGUUUACAUUUUAUCAACAUUUUUUUAUAUACUCAUAUAUUAUUGUUACACCAAAUAUUAACAAAUGGACCAGAAUGUUGUGUCUGAUUUAGAUUGUUUAACGCUCAUAAAUGUAGUUGUAUAUUACAUGUUAUACAUGGUAAAAAUUGUAUGUUUAU
This is a messenger RNA of Diuraphis noxia (Russian wheat aphid), 2584 nucleotides long. RefSeq names its product DENN domain-containing protein 1B-like. Gene Ontology annotation, biological process: endocytosis; endocytic recycling. Gene Ontology annotation, molecular function: phosphatidylinositol phosphate binding; guanyl-nucleotide exchange factor activity. The record is from RefSeq and is a predicted model, not a curated record. Gene Ontology annotation, cellular component: cytosol; intracellular membrane-bounded organelle. Lineage: Eukaryota; Metazoa; Arthropoda; Insecta; Hemiptera; Aphididae.